AAUUCAGUGUGGGUUUUCCCUUCCUUCAGCUUUCAGUUCCUUCUGCCUUUCUUCAGACUUAAGGGUAAAACUUGUCUGGAUUCGGUCACUCAUACUGUGAAUCAGAUUUCAGCUUGACCUACGACAAGGUUUGUGUUUGUGCGAAGAUGUCUGACCCUGAGACCCCAACCCAGCCUCUCAUCGGCGCUGCCAGCCAUGAAACAGCCAUCAAUGUAGGAGCGCCGGCACAGAGUGGCCGCUCCUCCCGGGCUUACAAGGUGGCAGGAUUGACCCUUCUGGCCUGUGUGCUGAUUGUGGGCCAGGCAAUGACUGCCUAUUUCCUCCUCAGCCAGAAGAGUGACAUCCAGUCUCUGGAGGAUCAGAACAAAAAAAUUCAGACGCAGAUGACAAAGGGAAGCUCUGUCUCCGUGCCCAUGAAGAUGCAUGUGCCCAUGAACGCCAUGGUGCUGAAUGACUUCACAGACAAGGAAGCUUCGACUGGAACCCCAGAUGAUUCUAACCCUCCCGCCACCAGCUGCCAGCUGGAGGCUGCUGGUGUGAAGCUUGUGCAGGUGCCAGGUUUCCGCCCCGCCUGUGACGAGCGCGGCCUCUACAAGGCCCAGCAGUGCUACAUGGGCCAUUGCUGGUGUGUGAACACAGCCACUGGGGAACAGAUCCCUGGAAGCGAGCUUCAAGGAGAAGCCAGAUGCAAUCUGCCCCUCCUUCGUGGCAGCAUGAGCAAAGUGAUGACUUUGCCCGAUGUGGACGCUUAAAACUGUGAAGGUGAUUCCAUCUUUUCCAGAAACCAACAUCGGCUCAACUCCCAAUACCUUGUUACAACUUUGCCGACUCCUAAUCACCACAUCUACAC
Molecule: messenger RNA, 850 nt
Organism: Archocentrus centrarchus (flier cichlid)
Lineage: Eukaryota; Metazoa; Chordata; Actinopteri; Cichliformes; Cichlidae
Gene: cd74b
Product: CD74 molecule, major histocompatibility complex, class II invariant chain b
Exons: 8
Coding region: 147-752 (201 amino acids)
Biological process (GO): immune response; intracellular protein transport; antigen processing and presentation
Cellular component (GO): membrane
Molecular function (GO): MHC class II protein binding; macrophage migration inhibitory factor binding
Source: RefSeq, a predicted model, not a curated record